UUUGCGAGAGAAAGGUAAGAAAGUGAAGGAGCCAGGAGGAAGGAAGAGAAAAACAGAGCACUUUGGAGUUUGGACAUCUGGUUAACGCUGGGAAGGAGCCGCUGAGAAGUGAGAAGCCAGGCUAGUGAUGGGUGAUGAUAAAUCUUCGACUGUAAUGGCGAGUAGAGACAGAGAGAGAGAUCGAGAGCUUCUCAUCAUACCUGUCUCUGACUCUGCUCAUGAUGAUGCUUCUUCUAAACCUUCUUCAUCAUCUGCCGCUUCGUCUCAUCACUCCGGUAGAGAGGCUUUCUACAAAGUGGUUCAAAGCUGGGCGUCAAAAAAGUUCAUGACUGGAUGUGUCAUCCUAUUCCCGAUAGCGAUCACUUUCUAUAUUACAUGGUGGUUUAUUCAUUUUGUGGAUGGAUUUUUCUCUCCGAUCUAUGCUCAACUUGGAAUCAACAUCUUUGGUCUUGGGUUUGUAACUUCAAUAACUUUCAUCUUCUUGGUUGGGGUGUUCAUGUCCUCUUGGCUUGGGGCAUCUGUACUAAGCCUUGGGGAGUGGUUUAUCAAACGGAUGCCAUUUGUUCGUCACAUCUACAAUGCAUCCAAGCAAAUUAGUGCUGCCAUAUCACCUGAUCAGAACACCCAAGCCUUCAAGGAAGUCGCCAUCAUAAGACAUCCACGCAUAGGAGAAUACGCGUUUGGGUUCAUCACUUCUAUUGUUGUCCUUCAGAGUUAUUCAGGAGAUGAGGAAUUGUGCUGUGUUUACGUACCUACUAAUCAUCUUUACAUUGGGGAUAUAUUUCUUGUCAACUCCAAAGAUGUCAUCAGACCAAAUUUGUCAGUUCGUGAAGGAAUUGAGAUUGUUGUUUCUGGGGGCAUGUCGAUGCCCCAGAUCCUGUCAACUGUGGAUCCUCAGAUAAUCCAGGUGGAAAGAAACAGGUCAAGCAGAAAAUGAGGAUGAGGCUGAACAAGGUCUGCUUGUGUUUCUAAUUGCCGCAGUUUUGCCGCGUGCUAGCAGAAAGGCUGCAUGUGUAUAUCACAUUUGCCUGUGGAAUUGGAAUGAUGAUGAUGUGCUUUUUGCUUGUCAAAAUGGGAUUUUGAUAGCAUCUGUAAAAUUCCUUUCACGGAUACACAAUGAUCCCAUCAUGUACAAUAUUAGCUUAGGUUGAGGUAAUGUAGAUGAAGUGACUUUCAAUUAUAGAUUGGUGGAUUCACAACUUAUUUGGCUGUAUGGCUUUGGCUAAAA
Molecule: messenger RNA, 1228 nt
Organism: Macadamia integrifolia
Lineage: Eukaryota; Viridiplantae; Streptophyta; Magnoliopsida; Proteales; Proteaceae
Product: protein CONTINUOUS VASCULAR RING 1-like
Exons: 7
Coding region: 128-937 (269 amino acids)
Cellular component (GO): Golgi apparatus
Source: RefSeq, a predicted model, not a curated record